UCCCGGCUCCGCCAUCCUCGGCCGGUCCUCCCGCCCGCCCCGUCCGGGCAGCGCCGCACCGCACCGCACCGAGCCGCGCCGCUUCCCCGCGCCGUGGCCAUGGAGUACACGCCGCCCCCCAAGCCGCAGCUCUCCUCCCGGGCCAACGCCUUCUCCAUCGCCGCCCUCAUGUCGAGCGGCAGCUCCAAGGACAAGGAGUCUCCCGAGAGCACCAUCAAGCCUCUGGAACAAUUCGUUGAGAAAUCCUCUUGCGCCCAGCCUUUGAGCGAUUUAUCCAGCCUGGAUCCUCACGGGGAUUUUAGCAGCAGCCCUUCUUCCCUGUGCACCGAGCCCCUCAUCCCCACCACCCCCAUCAUCCCCAGCGAGGAGAUGGCCAAAAUCUCCUGCAGCCUGGAAACCAAAGAGCUCUGGGACAAGUUUCACGARCUGGGUACCGAGAUGAUCAUCACGAAAUCCGGGAGGAGAAUGUUUCCUACGAUCAGGGUUUCCUUCUCGGGAGUGGAUCCCGAGGCCAAGUAUAUUGUGUUAAUGGAUAUAGUUCCCGUGGACAAUAAAAGAUAUAGAUAUGCCUACCACAGGUCUUCCUGGUUAGUCGCUGGAAAAGCUGACCCUCCUCUCCCUGCAAGGUUGUAUGUCCAUCCUGACUCCCCAUUCACAGGCGAGCAACUGCUGAAACAGAUGGUGUCCUUUGAAAAAGUCAAACUCACCAACAAUGAACUGGAUCAGCAUGGCCAUAUCAUUUUGAACUCCAUGCACAAGUACCAGCCAAGGGUCCACAUCAUUAAGAAGAAGGACCACACAGCUUCUUUGUUAAACCUGAAAUCAGAAGAGUUCAGGACAUUCAUCUUUCCAGAGACAGUUUUUACUGCUGUCACUGCCUACCAGAAUCAGUUGAUAACCAAGCUGAAAAUUGACAGCAACCCUUUUGCUAAAGGAUUCCGUGACUCUUCCAGACUCACUGAUAUCGAGAGAGAAAGUGUGGAGAGCCUUAUCCAAAAGCAUUCCUAUGCCCGAUCCCCCAUUCGCACCUAUGGAGGAGAAGAUGAUCUUGGAGAUGACAGCCAGGCAACACAAAGCAGAGGGUCAGCCUUUACAACAUCUGAUAACCUGUCCCUCAGUUCCUGGGUUUCCUCUUCAACCAGUUUCCCAGGGUUUCAGCAUCCRCAGUCUUUGAGUGCCCUGGGUACCAGCACUGCAUCCAUAGCGACACCCAUUCCUCAUCCGAUCCAAGGAUCUCUGCCUCCGUACAGCCGCCUGGGAAUGCCUCUUACACCCUCUGCCAUAGCCAGCUCCAUGCAGGGUAGCGGCCCCACUUUCCCAUCCUUCCACAUGCCAAGGUACCACCAUUAUUUCCAGCAGGGUCCUUAUGCAGCUAUCCAAGGACUGCGUCACUCUUCCGCAGUGAUGACACCGUUUGUAUGAGUGACGUAAGACAAGAGGAACACAACAUUUUAAAUCUGCGAGUUUGCUAUGAAAAACACCAGGGACCUUCCUGAAAGGCCUGUGGCUGGAGUGCUGAACUCGUAAGAAACCAGCCAAGAAAAUGCGUUGUGGAUAUAGAUUCCUCUUUUGAGGGAUCACAAGAAGAGGGCAUGCAGCUUAGAGCUGCUCACAGAUCUAUGUGUAACACAGCCAAAACGGAUCCCAAAGUCCCCAGGAUCUUUGGCCACGUGCAGCUUGUUCCAAAGGUGCCUGGUGGAAAGAGAUUAUCUUUAAGCAGCAGUGUACAAAUUAAUUGUCUAUAGGUCUUUUUUUCAUAUGCUAGAUGAAUUCUGAAAAAGGCAAUACUCUUACCCAUCUUCAUCUCUUCUUGUGACUGAUGAGCAUCUAAACAGAAAAAUGUAUUGCUAUAACUUUGAGCAUGUUUUAGGCUAUCUCAGCAUACAUUUGCUGAAAACGGGACAAAGUGGAGAUGACCACUGUCCUUUUUAAGACUGGCUUAUAUUCACCAAAACCAGUAUUYCUUAGUUGCUACUAUAAUCACAAAGAGACCAUUAUUAACAAGUCUUUCUUUCUUUGUUUCUUUCACAAAAUACUUAUGGGUUCAAAAAAGAGAACUGUGUUACAGGACUGUAGUAGUAAUGUGUAACGGUAACGUAUUCUGUCCUUCAGCCUAAAAAGUUUGUCCUAUAUACUAGGAGGAGCAAUUUAACUGUCAGUUAAGGUCUAAUGAAGAAAAAUUUUGAUUUAGAAAUAUCUGUUACUUAAACGCUGAGACGCAAGAUAUCAAAUUUUAAAACAGUGCUUGUUUGCUGCCGUGCUUGCCACUGAAGACCUGUUUCUAGCUGCACAWGUGUAGCAAGUUAACCAAAUUUCAGGCUAGAUCAAUCUAUAGACUCUCUGGAUCAAACUAUAAUUAAUGGAUUGGUAUGAGAGGCAUUGGAGUAUCUUUCUAAUUGUUAUGAUUUUCCUGGGUUUGGUCAUGGCUGUUAUUAUACGAGCUCCUUGGGCAGGAAAAGAGGGUUGUACCAACAGUUUUUCCAUGUCCCACUAGAAUGGUGGAGUUUCCUUAGAAAAAUGUCAGUACAGACCUUCACACAUUUUUUUUUUUAAAUUCAUGUCUGACUUCUUUUCUGCUAGUAUUUGGGGUUCUCAUUCAAAGUACUGUCCACUUUUUGUAGUAUGUUGUGUCUGAUACAACAGAGGUAUAAAAUAAUGACCUGCAGAGGGCUAGCACAGAUCCUUUGCACUGCUGGAAAGAGCACCAGUGUGACAUUGGUUUCUGUGUGGCAAGAGGUGGGAUCUCACUGUAAAUAAUAAGUAGAAACAGAGUUUCUGUGUCAAGUUGCAUCCAAGCUACAGAUGAUAACACAUCUGCUGACAAAACGAGCUAGCAUAUAUUACAGAUCUCUGCAGAGGUGGAACACAAAACAGGAAACAAACUUAUUUCCCAAUCUUCUCCUCUACUUUUGACCAUUCUGUAUUGGUGUCAUUGGUAAAAAGUAGAGUGCAGUACACUGAGUACCUACUCCCAGGCAAGUCACAUGCCCGUAUCUGUCYCAUGCCUUGUUUCACACGCCCCAUCACACAGAGCAACAACAACCUUCCAGGCUUUUCCCAGUUUCUGCUGUAGGACAGUGCUUGCAUCCCACAGACAAAGACCAUCUUUAACUAUUUUCCAGCAGUUGAAUUAAAAACCUUCUUGAAUUGGCCAUUUCAAUCACCUUUUUAACCCAGUUAUCUGCAUUAUCACCCCAAUUCCCCUUUAAUCACUGUAGUAUCUGCUAACAAAAAAUGACCUGGGCCAAUUUGCAAAUCCUGUGUUCCGUAUGUAAACAAAAAGUAACAUUAACUUACAAUUUCUGGGUUCAGACCUGCUACAAGGAGUUCCAUAAAUUAAUAUAACAGGCCAAGCUCUGCAGUAUUUACACGGCUAAUAUUUGGCGUACCCAAAUAUUAGAUUUUGCUCCAGGCUAUCAGAUUCACUGGAAAACUGCAUGUUGYGAGGUUGUGUCUACUUAUAACUGGUUUUGCUAUGAACUCCCUAUUUUUCAGGAAAUUAGGUGAUACUGACUCCACAAGAAUGUAAUUGUUUGAGUACAUAUGACUCUACAGAAAGAAUAAUUACAGAWSAGUUUUGGAAGAAAGUUUUCUCUUCAGUUGCUUCUGUUAGAGUUGUAUGAAGACCUUAGGAAGACAUGCACCAUGCACUGCAGGGAAGUUCUGUUUAUCUGGUUCCUUCUGCAGGUCCAUUAACUUACCUGGAGUUGCAGUGGAUAUGGCUGGGGUCAGAAUUCAAGCCAGUAGCUUUACUGCUGAUACUUUCCAUCAGGAAAGGAUCAGGCGAGUAGGCAGAUUUUACAUGACUCCAGACACAAGUGUGAAACAGGUGGGCUGAUUUAGGCAUGGUCAAGACGUGACAUGAAGGCUGCUCAUACAUGACCUUCCUUCAUGAAGCAAAUUCAGAAAAAUAAGGUGUACAAUCUUUUCAGCCAYGUCACAGUCCUUGCUCUGAGAAUACCAAUACCUGGCAUGCAGAAAUGCCCUUGAUACUGUUUCAGAGAAAAUUCUCCAGGCUCUUUCUGGAGAAUUAAACUGGAUUUUGACAACUUCAUUCACAAAAAUACUAAACAAAGGACGAGUGCUUUUCACUACAAAUGAAGUUGUGAUUCAUACCUGAAAAAAACAUGGCAGUAGGCUAUCUCUAUAUAAAAACAUGAUACAGCCAACUCCUCAUUGAAAUUCUCUCUGAUGAACUUUAUAUUAUAGAUGAUGCAGAAUUAUCUGCCAAAAUCCACAGCUUGAUUUUUUCAAGUCAGACUGUCUCUCUGAGUGUGCUCAUCCCUCCUUGUGCUGCUCUCUGAGGUUUAAUUCCUUGGCAGCAGAAACCCACUGGGUUCUCCACUAAUGUGGAAUGACAGGCAGGUCCCAAAAGGGGGAAUGAAGGCAGCUUGUGACCACCUUCCCUGGGAAUAAGAUCAACGGGUAUGUCCAUUCCUCACUUCCUUUUCCUUGCCCUCACAAUCCUACCUACAAAACCUGUUUCAGAGAUUUGAGGUUUAAGGGAUUAAGUUCACAGGUGCCACAGGACAUGCAGUGAAGAGGUCUUGCCACCUUGCAAUAUUUCUGCUCCCCACCCCUCUCACCUUCCUGUGGGCCUGGGGCAGCAUGGGAGCGAUUCCAGAAAUAAAAUUCCUGCGCAACUGAAGUCAAAGGGAAAUUUAUUGACUGUUACGGGGGCAGGAUUUCAUUCCACGUUGGCAUCUAAAAAUAAAGUCUGACAGUAAGAACACUGACUUAAAUGAUGGCAACAAUAUAAGAACAAUACAGAAAARAUUUAAACCCAAGUACAAAUCAGUUUUAGCACUGAACUCACAAUUGGCAGAAAAUUAAUGCAAAUUUGUAAUUAAUUGGUUUAAGAGUGAAAUUUCUUUUGCUAAAAAAAAAAUAAAAAAAAAUUAAAUUAUCUCUACCGCUUUGACAAUAACCCAAUAACUUAUUUAAGGACUUGCUGUACUGCUGUCAGAAUUAUAUCGCUUUCAGAACAGAACAUCUGUUGUUGGUAGAUGGACUAGGAAYGCCAAAUAUAAUCUAGAGUUUAUUUUCCAAAUACAAUUCACAUUUUAUAUCCCAUGAGAAGUGCUCUUCACCUUUUUGAGCUUUCUUGGCUCAGAAGAAUUGAGCUGGUUUAUGUUCUUUGAUUUUGGUUGGGGUUUUUUUGGAGGGGGUUUGUCUGCCUUUUUUUGGGAAGAGUGGAGAGAAUAUGCCUGAAUAUGCUUUUCAAAGAGAAUGAUAAGGUUUUCCUCGGGAGUGUUACAAGUAUUCUUGUGUUUUUUCUGAAUUACCAUUUUAUCUAUAGAUGGUUAACACCAUCCAGUCUUUAAUCCAACAAAAGCAUCCCAUAUAUUAACAAAACUGAUUUGGAUGUGUUUGUCUGAAUUUUUUUUCCUGCUGCUUUUGGAGCCCUGCGAAUCUAAACAAGAAGCUCCCCAUUUUGAAUUUUCAUCUUUGUUUUGUAGCAAUGAGGCACUGUCAAAGAUAGCAAAUCAAUGCCACCGGGUUUCAGUCAUACUCUUCUGGCUAUAAACUGAAAAACAAGCAUAGACCAAGUAGAUAGAAUUUCUGUAUCCAGAAUUCCAACAUUCAGCAAACAAAUGAACAUUUUUGAUUGAAAAGCAUUUGGAACGGCAACUUGAUUAUGCAAUACAUCCUCUUUAUAUGAGUGUACUAUACAGAAACAGAAAUAUCAAUGAAAAUUAUUGCAAAAUAAGAUUUCCAAAACUUUAUAUGAAUUGUGAUAAUUUACUCCCAGAUAAGGGUAAAAGUAGCAGUAGAUCAGUGUAAUACUUACAGCUUCUUGCUUUGAGAAAGUUGUGGCUAUAGUGCUUAUACUCAUCAUCUGCAGGGGGUUGACAUUUACUCACUCAAAGAUUAAUUUUCAUUUUAGUGAGAUUUUAUGCUUACUAUUCUUUACAGAGCAUUUUCUGCUGCAGGAGAUGUGGUUUGUUUAUUAACCACCUACUUGCUGGCCACAGGAUUUCUGUCUUACUCCAUAAUCAAAUGUCCUUGCAUAUAAUCUCUAGAUUAUCAAAUGACAACUUCUUUUUCUUUAUUUUAUCUUUUUAAAAGAAAAUUAAGCAAUGAAUUAAAUAAGCUCUGAAGGAACUUUUUAUGAUAGUUUAAGGACAAAAAAUACAGUUUGCUGUAUUUUACCUUUAGCACAUUUAAACAAUUUUUUAAAUUGUACCUUCAAAAACAUGAGAAAAAAUUUGGUUUAAACAUAAAGAAGGUAAAAAACUGGAUGUAACCUCUUUAACAGAAUGUACCACAGUUCUUCUGUUUGCUGUGUUGACUUUGUUGUUUAUAAUGCAUUGCGUGAGCACAUUCACCAUGUACUGAAGUGUGUGUUUGUGUGUAAGGGGAGGGGGUAGAGGGAAAUCUUUUUAUGGAAAAAAAAGUUGUGAACAUAAACUAUGAAACAACAUCUAAUGAAAAGUUUCUUUUUAAGUGCAAUAUAUUUAUUUCUGCUAGAAAUAUAAUAUCAACAUUAUGUAAUAUUUGAAGCAUUAAAUGUUAUUUGUAAACAGCUUAAAAUUAUAUAUAUAUCACAAAAACUGUACAGAAGUGCAAAAUGUGUGGAUAUUCAGUUUCUUUCAU
Molecule: messenger RNA, 6597 nt
Organism: Malurus melanocephalus (red-backed fairy wren)
Lineage: Eukaryota; Metazoa; Chordata; Aves; Passeriformes; Maluridae
Gene: TBX20
Product: T-box transcription factor 20
Exons: 8
Coding region: 100-1422 (440 amino acids)
Biological process (GO): heart looping; regulation of transcription by RNA polymerase II; positive regulation of DNA-templated transcription
Cellular component (GO): nucleus
Molecular function (GO): DNA-binding transcription factor activity, RNA polymerase II-specific; RNA polymerase II cis-regulatory region sequence-specific DNA binding
Source: RefSeq, a predicted model, not a curated record